CAGCAGCAUACAUGCGAUUGUUGUUCCAGAAGACCAGAGGAAAAAUAUCCUUAAAAACUAAAAUCUCAUAAGUUUCGUCGCAAUGGCUUGCUGUCGGUUGUGCUUGAGUGAAACUUCCGGUAUCUAUGUCUCCCUGAUAACGGGCAAACGGUUGUGCGCGGUGAUAGACAGAGUGUUCCCUGCGAAGAUUUCCCAGACGCUUAAGAGAACCGACUCUCCUGGCCUUCCGGAGCAGGUUUGCUCAGCUUGCAUACUAACUAUGGUGGACUUUUGUAAGUUUAGUUUGAAGAUGGAAUCGAACCAGGAGCUUCUGUACCGAAGAGGCGCAGAUAAAUCGAAUACAACUCUGCCUACUGGUAUCCUACCUGAAGGCAAUGCAGAACAAAAUGCUGAAAUUCCCUCGAAUUGUAAAAAAAGUAAAAAUAACGAUAUUGGAAUAACAGCAGUGAAAAAUGAACCCAAGGUAAUGGACAACACAAUGGAUGAAGAGUUCAAUAAUGCACAGGUCCCGUCCAAUAUGUUGGAUUCGUUGAUGAAUCAUUCAACCUUAAGAGUUUUGGUUGAAAAUGUGGACGUUAAAAUUGAAGCACCCUCGGACGAUGACGAGAUACCGAUCAUGAACUCCCGAUGGAAUGAUGGAAGCGAUACAAAGUUGCAAGAUGUGAAUACAAGUGAACAGCUUCAGCAUUCGCCAAAGUCAUCAACACAGCAAGCUACAAACCCAAGUAAUAGCAAUCUAAACCGCGCAAAGUCGUUAAAAAGAGAAUACAAAACUAUAUCCGGGCUAGAUGACUCAUGUAAGAUUGUAUACGAUGAUUUGCUGAUAAAGUAUGUCCCUUCUAAAGAGACACCGUUUAGACAAAGAAAAGGACGUCACGGGAACUACAACGAUAUGCCUCCAAUCAAAGUCGCCAAAACUGGGCCAGCGGUCGAGCCCUCAGAAGAUUACCCAAUCAAUCAUUCUUCUUCGUCAGCGCAAUCAGCCACGCAAGGUCGAGCUUUCGUCUCGUCCUAUAGUCAGGGCUUAGGAAGUUGUCAAACUACCCAUCCAGCGGAAGCAUUAGAUGCUACGGCUUCUGGUGCUAGUUUGUCGAUAAGAUAUCUUCGUCUUCCAAACAAAACAACUGACGAACGAAAAAUCACACCCGCUAGAAAACAAAAGCAUACCCAUCGAAAAUCCAGUCUUGCCCAAAAAUGCACCAGUAGUUCCGUUGCAGUUCCCCACUCUUCUAAUGGGGAACAUUCGGCUUCCAUUGACAUCCCGGGGCAAGAGGUUAAUUUACCGGUAACAAGGGUCGCAAAACCCGCUGGCGAUCAGUUUUCCGAAGAUACUGCAUCAGAUGCCAGCGCUAUUGCUGCCGCAUUGGAUUCGCUGUUUGACGUGUUGAAACCCAACCCGUACCGACCGAGUACUGCCACAUCCACCCAGUUAUCAACGUCAGAGGAAUCAACCCUUCAUUCCCCGGAGCAGGCCUCACAAGUUUAUACAGUAGUGAUAACACGUAUUUGUUAGAUUAAGAAAGAUUAAAUGAUAAGUGCAAGUUGCAGAGUAUAAUAAUUUAAAAUAAAUUUUAGGUUGGUUAGGUUUUUAUAAAUCCUACUGUCCUCACGCUUUGAGUUCUUGGUGCUGGAGAUGACUACAAAAGCCUAGAGUAUGGAUAUCGGGUGAGAUAAUAAUAUUCUACAUGGAUAUUGUGGAAAGUAUUAAAGCAAUGGUACAUGUUCUGCUUAAAUAAUUUUUAGGUGUCCCGGCAAUCUAUUUCUAUGUUCAUCCCAGUAGUUUGUGAC
Messenger RNA from Anopheles coustani, 1788 nucleotides. RefSeq lists its product as uncharacterized. The coding region runs from base 83 to 1513 and encodes 476 amino acids. NCBI's taxonomy places the organism in Eukaryota, Metazoa, Arthropoda, Insecta, Diptera, Culicidae. The record is from RefSeq and is a predicted model, not a curated record. Gene Ontology annotation, molecular function: zinc ion binding. The transcript has 3 exons. Gene Ontology annotation, cellular component: nucleus.